CAUGUGGCGAGGAAUAACAUCAAAAAUACGCGAGAAGUCAUUUAGCGCAUACUGCACUAGUAAUUUAAUUAAUUUAAAUUAAAUUAUUAAUUAAUUUAGAUUAAAUUAAUUUAAUCACAAAGAAUUACAUAAAUUAAUCGCAAUCGUCUACAAAAUCAAGCAAUUUGAUAAAAAGAGGCUCGUCACCAGAUUCAAGAUGCUGCGCGGUCUCCUGUCCCAAGCAGCGAAGUUUUACUCUAGAACGACGACGACCUCCCAAAUUCGAUUCACGGGCAGCAACGUCCCGUCGAGCUUCGACCUGCACCCAUCAAAUGCCGCCACUCCGACCGAAGUGUACCUGAACGCGUUGAAGUGCGCCACCGACACGAAGCAGGUGCUGGAGCUGAUGCCCGCGCUGGACAAGCGAAAGUCGGACCGCCAAACGUUGACGCUGGCCGCCCUCAAGGGUCUGUUUGAGCUGCACAAGCAGAACCGUACGACGCUGCAGAGGCAGGACGUGCUGCACCAUCCGAGGUUUGCCGAGCUUUGCAAGGCGCUCAAGUACGAGUCACGGGGGUUGGUCAUGAACGACAUUACGGAGAGCUUGAAGAUCCUGACUUACUUUGGGGUGCGGUCGAACAGCGAGAUUAUGACGGUGCUGCUGCAGCUGUUGAGGCAUCAGAUUAACGACGUGACGCUGGACCAUGUGGUGUUUCUGGACUUUAUUCUGAAGAAGAUGGACCAGAGUCCGUUGGUGGAGGCGUUGCAGUUGGCGCUGCCGAUGCUGCUGCAGAUUCAGAUCUCGUACAAGAUGGACCACGAGAAUGUGCAGCAGUUGGUGGAGUUGUUUGGGUUUAUUUCGCAGCAUCGCGUGUCGGACCGGUGCGUGACGAACGUGGUCAGUGCGUUGAUUCUGCACGGGUCGAACUUGAGUGGGCACCAGGCGGCGGACGUGCUGAAGGUGCUGGUUGACUUUAACUCGUUUGAGCCGCUUCACUUGAAGCUGUUGGAGAACGUGUUUGGGGCGUUGAACGGGAAGAUUGAGGAGAUCGGGUUCAAAAUGAUGAACUAUAUCAUGAAGAAGAUCGUUUCGAAGAACCUGGACAAAUACCCGAUGCUGUACAACGAGGAGUUCUUCCAGCGAUGCGCGCAGUUUGUGGUGGAAAGUGACGUUGGACUGCUGAACGCACUUUACUUCCAGAAGAAGCUCAACAAGGUCGCGUACAUUCACGUCCCGUUGCUGGACUACAUCAGCUCGAUGGCCACGAAUUUGUCGAUCGUCCCCACUACGAGCAUUCUCGCAAUCGUCGGGGCCUUCUCGAACGCCAACUAUCGCCCUGCCAACUGGGACCAGGUCAAGGUGGAAAUUGCGAAGCACUCGUCAAUCUCGAACCCGGCCAUCCCGUGGAUUCGCUACAACCUGGAGCUGCUCUCGAUGGACAUCUUCAACGACACGAUUCUGAAGCAACAUCUGGAGCCGGCCGCGCUCGAUAAAAGCAUGGCCCGGAACACGGUCGUAGACUACCUGCAGCUGCUGGAGCUAACGCAAACGCUGCAGCUGCUGCACCCCGGCUACGAUGGUCCGUUGCCCGAUCGGCGAUAUCUGGAGAAAGGCACGGUGCUGCUCUUUCAGGACAACGAUCUGCCGCUGCAGAAACCGCUGGAGUUUGCGUUCGGCGGCGAGGGUAGCGUCCUAACGCAGGUCACCUCCAGCCAUGGCCACGUGCUGGACCACGUGAUCGUGUUUGGGGCCGAUGGACAGGUCGUGCGACAGCCGAUCCAAAGCGAUGACGAUGACCAGCGGGUGCAGGCUCGGCUCGAGGAUCUGCAGCGAGAGGGGAACAAAAUCGUGGUCGUCCUCUGCCUGUCCCGAAGCUACUACGCGCUGAACGUGAACCGACUGCGGGGCCGAUUCGCCAUGUACGUCCGCACCAUUGAAGCCCUCGGCGUUCGGGUGGUGCCCGUUUCGUACCAGUUUUGGUCCAACCUGCCCGAGCACGAGCGGAUUCCGUAUCUGGAGCGGGAGGUGCGAAUUAAGCUGGAAUCGUAGUGGCAUAGUUCGGAUUAGAGCAAUAAACGAGUCAGAAAGGUUACAUUUUAUUGGAUUUUCUUUAUUUCGAUAUCAGUGCUCGUGGCGCAGCUUGUUAGAUAGGUGCCCUGGAGAAAGAAAGCCUUGCGGCCAAAAACCUACACACAUGGAAAACCGCACUCGAGAGCGGCUGGCUCGAUCGAGUUGGUGGCUUUUUCUA
Culex quinquefasciatus (southern house mosquito) is the source of this 2228-nucleotide messenger RNA. RefSeq lists its product as uncharacterized. The transcript is spliced from 3 exons. The record is from RefSeq and is a predicted model, not a curated record. Lineage: Eukaryota; Metazoa; Arthropoda; Insecta; Diptera; Culicidae. Bases 197 to 2029 code for a protein of 610 amino acids.